UAGAAAGAAAAACUUCCUUGAGAAAUAUGUCAGCCUGCAGCAAAAUCAGUCACGUUGUUAGGCUCCGUCAAAUGCUACAAUGCUGGAGGAAGAAGGCCGCCACCACGGCCAGUCGCCGCGUCCCCACUGACGUGCCAUCGGGUCACAUAGUGGUCCGGGUGGGCCCCAGUUGCAAGAGAUUUGUAGUACGUGCCACUUACUUGAACCAUCCUAUGUUCAAGAAAUUGUUGUCACAAGCAGAGGAAGAGUACGGUUUUACUAACAAUGGUCCUUUGGCUAUUCCUUGUGAUGAGUAUUUGUUUGAAGAGUUACUUCGUCGUUUGGCUCGAUCCGACUCCACUAACAACAAUUCUUCAUUGUUCGUGCACUUUGAAGAUUUUCAGAAAUAUUGUCGCAUAGAUGUUCGAAGUAAUCUUGACUUGUGGGGCGAUUCCAGACCCCUUUUGCAUAGUGUAUCGGAUAAGUUCAUAUGUUAAUUCACGAGAGCGACAAACCAAGAUUUAAGUCAGUGGAUAAAUUAUAUACCUGUUUUGACAAUGUACAAUUUUAGUAUAGAUAGAAAAAAAUAUUCUCAAUUAUAUAUACUCGGUUCGAGUCGGAUUUGAUUUGUCCGGACCUACAACUUAAAUAUUGUUCUGAGAAUGUGACUGGAGAUGGCAAGAAAGUAGGCGAGUUGAUUCGCCACAAUUAAAGUCGUCCCAGGUUUUGAACAAGAAUGAAAUACAAGAACAGAGAAACAAGUACACACCUAUAGAAACAGAGGAAAGAGACAAGCAAUGAUUAACGUUGUACAUUUCUUCUGCUUAAAUUUUUCUUCCUAAAGAUCAAUUUUUUGAUGAUAUGACUAAUGGAAAAAUAUAGAGUAAUUAAUUAGAAGCAUGUUUGUCCAUUAUCUGUUAUACACCAUAUACAUGGUUUUGAG
This is a messenger RNA of Lycium ferocissimum, 922 nucleotides long. RefSeq names its product protein SMALL AUXIN UP-REGULATED RNA 12-like. Gene Ontology annotation, biological process: response to auxin. NCBI's taxonomy places the organism in Eukaryota, Viridiplantae, Streptophyta, Magnoliopsida, Solanales, Solanaceae. Bases 27 to 476 code for a protein of 149 amino acids. The record is from RefSeq and is a predicted model, not a curated record. The transcript has a single exon.